This is a messenger RNA of Exaiptasia diaphana, 1944 nucleotides long. RefSeq names its product blue-sensitive opsin. Gene Ontology annotation, cellular component: membrane. Gene Ontology annotation, molecular function: G protein-coupled receptor activity. The coding region runs from base 491 to 1405 and encodes 304 amino acids. Gene Ontology annotation, biological process: G protein-coupled receptor signaling pathway. The record is from RefSeq and is a predicted model, not a curated record. The transcript has 2 exons. Lineage: Eukaryota; Metazoa; Cnidaria; Anthozoa; Actiniaria; Aiptasiidae.
UGAGACAUAACAAUUUCAUCGAUUUAUUCCCAUGAAGGAAAUACUCGAUAACAAGAACAUUAUGUUGUUAACGAACCAUUAUUAGGCGUGCUUCAGUUGAAAUCUUAGGUUUUCUGAUUAAUGCUAAGCAGAGCAAUGACGCUCCAAUUAAAUGUUUUGCGUCUUUKAAGGCUUACAUGUCGGAAGUUUCACAGAACCUUCAAUAUACCCUGUCAGCCUUAAUAAAAGGUGCCUGUCUUGAUGAUGUACGUAGUGGUUGCUAUAGAACCGCUGUAAAGCUGCUUAAAUUGACACCAUUGGAGUUUGGAGUUCCAUCAGACAAGGGAGAGAAGUAUAUGCCAAUACAAGUGUGGUGCCUAGUCUAACAAUUUCAAAAUUGACCAGUUGUAGUAAGGAAAAUUCAUGGUUUGCAAACGUUUAACAAAGAAGGGACAAUUUAACAAAUAUAAUCAAGAUAGUUUUCAGUGUCAAAGACGAACAACUCAUCGUAAUGAAUAACACUUCAAUGGUUAACAACCCGAAAGCUUCACGUGGAUCUGACGUCUUGCCGUAUACAGAGGCUUGGCUUUUUGGAUUUGGACUUGAAUCAUUAACAAUAAUUACCCUUAACGUUUUAACCCUUAUUGUUUUAACACAAACAUAUGGGUUGAGAAAGCGAACUACGUACUUCCUCAUCAAUUUAGCAGUGACUGACUUAUUUGUCGGUUUGCUUCCUUUACCAAUGUACAUGAUCAACAUCGCUAAUCCAGUCUUAAUGAAGAGCAACGCUGUCCUCUACGAAGCAUUCCAGUUCCUUGAUAUGAUGUUCGGCGCAUGCUCAGUUUGGACUUUGGCGCUGAUAUCAUUGGAAAGGCUAUGUAUUGUUCUAAUGCCAUACGCUCAUCGAUCAGCCAAAUUACGUAGCUACUUUUGCGCCAUUGGAUUCUGUUGGCUUCUUCCUGCAAUCGUAGGGGUAAUAGGCUUCCUACCUAAACAUGGCCUGUUGAAUAGGACAGUGUAUCUGUACAUUAUAUUUCUUUCACUUCUUUUCAUUCCUACGGCCACUUUAGUCAUAUCCCACAUUGCUCUUGGCGUGAAGUUCAACCAGCGAAGUAACAAGAUUCGUCGCGCAAGACAGGAGAAUGAUCUCAGUAAGACAUUGCUCAUCGUAACUGGGACUUUCCUUGUAUCUUGUCUUCCAUUUCAGACUUUGGUAUUUUUUAUAGCAUUAGAUCCUAAAUACCCUAUUCAGUUAACGAUCAUUGUAGCAUUGAAACUUCUUCAAUAUGCCAAUUCCUUUAUGAAUCCUAUCAUCUAUUGGCCAAGGCUACCAGGCUUCAAGGAGGCUGCACGUAAACUACUCCCCUCGAAAUCAAAGCGAUCAGCGAGGCAAUAUUUACCACCUACCUCAUCAUCUCCCGUCUAACAAUAAAAUUAAAAAAAUAUUAAAUAAAAUAAACUCUUAUUAGCACAAAAUAAAUCGAACUCGAUCAUUAGAUAGAUCACUAAAACGUUAAAUUAGUACUAUUGAGCAACUACUUAAUUAGCGUAAUCCCUUUAUAUAUUAUAUUCCUUUCCUCAAUUAUAACUUAGCCAGUAUCAUWGUGAAAAAGAACAUCAAGGAAGUAUCCAACAAUUCACAAUGAAAGUCAUGAUGAAAGCUUUUCACCGAGACUCAAUGAUAGGACAGAUAACAGAAGCGAUAUGUGUCAGAAAGACCCCAGACUCCCACGGGAGAUCAUAUACACCUUUUAUGCAAAUAYAAKUCCGAAAACAACAUUAAGAACUGAAGAGGCCGGGAAGGCGAAACGUUUUCUUCAUACUACACUCAACUCGAUACGUAGCAAAGGUUUUAUAAUACUUAUAAUUACCUAAGGCUCGUAAUGGUCUCUCUCCUACCUACACUCUCCUACCUACAUCACUUCUCUUCUUACAGACUAUAGCACCUCUCGACGCCUCAGAUCU